UCACAUGCACACGAGCCUGGGUGGGUGACAGAAGAACAGCCUCUUCUACUGAGUACAAAAUACAGAUCCACACAGCUGUGCUGCUUCUAAAUAUUGUUACUGAUCCUUGUGCACUUAAGUGUCUUCUCCGCACCUGCCUCUGAAACCGUGCAAGGCAAUUUAUUGCAGCCUCUUACAGUGAAUAUAGGGUGCCAUGAAAAUCCUCGUAGCUUUUGCUGUGAUUCUUCUGAUUUCGGCACAAGUCUUUGCGGCAGAAAUUGGAUUAAAUGAAGACAGUGACUGGCCUUACAGUGACCAAAUUCAGGAGGAAAUACAAGGGCCCGUAAUCGAAAGAAUUCUGCAAAGAAUUGCAAGGAAACCCAGACCUGACCAGUUCUAUGGCUUAAUGGGGAAACGGAAUAACGGAUUGGGUCAAAUUUCUCGCAAACGGUAUAAAUCAGGUUCCUUUUGGACUUAUGGGCAAAAGAUCUUUAGACUCUGGAUCUUCAGAAAGAAACUCACUACUGAAUUAUUAUGAUACCAGAAGAAAAUGAGACUUCCUCCCACUUCCCACUACUAUUUGUUAAUCUUCAUUCAUUGACCUGGAAGAUGAAGUGUAAUAUGUUAAUAUCCAGUAACACGAAUACCUAUUUAUUUUAAGACUUGAUUGUUUUAGCUUCUAUAUUCAAUAAAGCUAUUAUUUUUAAUAGUGUGGCAAGGAUACUUGUUAUCUAUGUGUGCUGUUAUCCUUCAGUUAAGACUUUUUAAUGGACGAAAAUAAAGAACAGGAAUGACAAGUAGAGACAUGAGAAUGGCCUGUUCACGAUAUGCGACACUAAACCGAAACAUCACUUUCAUAUAUUUAAAGCAGUGAACAACAACAAUGUGGAGUGCAAUGUGGAGUCCAAUGUUUCCAUGUUUCCAAGAGCUCUUGUAUCUUUGUUAAUGAGAAUAAACCAGUAUCAUUGCAGCAUGUUUUUUUUUAUGUGAAUCCAAAGUCUUCAUUUCACAGUAUAGAUUUUUUUCUGAUAGUGGCACUUUGAAUAAAAAAAAUUGAGAUUUUGCAACAUU
This is a messenger RNA of Xenopus laevis (African clawed frog), 1050 nucleotides long. It is a transcript of the gene tac1.L, whose product is annotated as tachykinin precursor 1 L homeolog. Gene Ontology annotation, biological process: tachykinin receptor signaling pathway. Gene Ontology annotation, cellular component: extracellular region. The record is from RefSeq and is marked provisional. NCBI's taxonomy places the organism in Eukaryota, Metazoa, Chordata, Amphibia, Anura, Pipidae.